This is a messenger RNA of Glossina fuscipes, 6007 nucleotides long. Its product is annotated as myotubularin-related protein 4. The transcript is spliced from 16 exons. The coding region runs from base 941 to 5497 and encodes 1518 amino acids. NCBI's taxonomy places the organism in Eukaryota, Metazoa, Arthropoda, Insecta, Diptera, Glossinidae. Gene Ontology annotation, molecular function: metal ion binding; phosphatidylinositol-3,5-bisphosphate 3-phosphatase activity; protein phosphatase binding. Gene Ontology annotation, biological process: dephosphorylation; regulation of autophagy. The record is from RefSeq and is a predicted model, not a curated record.
AAAAAAAUCAUAAGAAUCCGUGAAAAUUAAUUGAAUAAUUAUUAAAAAUAUUUAUUUUGAAAAUAGGAUUUCGACUUGAAGGGAUUUUAAUCGAAUUGUACAUGAAAUUUGACGACGAAAAUUGAAUUGCAAAAAUUGGCAAAGAGAGAAUGAAAUUAAUAGAGAAUAAAUGUAAUCAGCAAUUUUUAUUUGAACAAAAGAAAAGGAAAAACAAAACUAGAUAAAACGAAUAAAUGUUAAAAGUAGCGAAUUAAAAAGAAAUUGUUCAAUUGGUAACCCCGUUUAUAGCCCCGUUUAAGCAAAAAUAAAAAAAAAAAAUAAAAGCAACAAAAGAGCAAUUACCUAAGGCCGUAUACGGGAAAUAGCAGGCACAGACAAGAGAGUCGCUAAAGACAAUAAAACGAAUGCAAAAAAAUUAAAAAAAAAAAAAAAAAAAAAAGAAUUCAACUGUUUUCGCUUGUUCACCUUCAGUUCGUUUUUGUUUUCGGUGCAAAAAAAAAAAAUAAAAAUUAAGAAAAAAAAAACGUUAAAUAAAAAUAUUUCUUUUGUUUAAACAAUUGUGUUAUGAGAAGCUCUUGUGUUCGGUUUAUUUAAAUUAUUGCAGUUCAAAGAAGUAGUGAUUGUGCUUGUUGUUCGGUUUUUAUUAUAAGCAAUAAACAUUUUUUUUUUUUUUUUUUUUUGCAACACCGAGAACCAUCCUACGAUUUUGUUGUGAUUAAGUAACAUCUGCGUUUUCCCUUGCAAUUUUUAUCUCCCUUAUCGGAGAGAUUUAGGUGUAUGUGGCUUUUGUAAAUGACGUCAGCGCAAACGCAACAUUUCUUUUAUAAUCGACGUUUAGUUUAGUUUUUUGUCAUUGCUGCAACAUCAUCUCAAUAUAUUUGGCUUUCAUUUCUUCAGCUUGAAAUUCCCUUUCUUCGGGAAAAAAUCAAUUUCCGGUUAAAUGGAACCUUCGGAUGGAUCACCGCCGCCAUCACUUUGUAUGAUACGUGCAGCUGAGCUAUUUCCAAAAGCACAAAUGGAGAAAGAAGAUAUGCAGCUCGCUGUGCCAUUUCAAGAACUUGCUGGUGAAUCAGUAAAGUAUUUGGGUCGUACUGACGAUGGUGUUCUAGCUCUGUCGAAUUAUCGUAUCUUCUUACAAAAGAAUUCAGCUAAAGUUGAGACCUCCAUACCGUUGGGUCUCAUUGAGUCAUUGCAAGCCCGGGAUCUCUUUCAUUUGAUUAUUUGUUGCAAAGAUGCCAGCACUAUAAAGUGCUCGUUCGAAACAGCUGAACAAUGCACCGAAUGGCAAAGACGUAUCCAAUUAUCUGUAGGCGUACCUGAAACACUGGAGUCAAUAUUCGCAUUUCCGUUCUGCUCAUGGACAUGUGAUUCCUUGAAUGGUGUAGGUAUAAACACAAAUCAAUUUGUUAGCGGUGGCGGUAUUGGUGGAGGUGUGAUUAACGGCGAAAACGGUCAGUUAUCUAUAUAUCAAAUGGCUGAUUGGACGGAACGUUUGCAGCGCACUCCGUCACGCUAUGAAGAUGAUUUCGUCAGGGAAGUCGAACGUCUCGGCUUCGAUUUAAAUGGUCCAUGGCGCAUAUCCCAUGCCAAUGAGGAUUUUAAAUUGUGUCCUUCAUAUCCACCAAAGCUACUAGUGCCCUGUUGCAUACCCGAUGAAACACUGCAUAGUGUAGCGAAUUUCAGGGGUUCACGUCGUCUGCCAGCUGUUGUAUGGCGUCAUCAUAAAUCAGGAGCGGUUAUAGCUAGAUGCAGUCAACCUGAAGUUGGUUGGCUGGGUUGGCGUUGUAAUAAAGAUGAGCAAUUGCUCAAGGCUUUGGCUGAAGCUUGUGCUUUCGAUAGAGCUGAGCAAUUGCGUUGCUUGGCUCAAGCUACUAACACUAAUAAUUCAGUGACAACAGCCAACAUAACGCCACAACCCACUCAAACACAAAUACCCUCCGGUGAAAGUUCACCGUCCAGUCUAGAGAGCAGCCAUGAAGAGGUGGCCUUAGAUGAAGUCAAAAAAAUUCUUAUAGUUGAUGCUCGAAGUUAUACUUCCGCCGUUACAAAUCGUGCUCGUGGUGGUGGCUGUGAAUGCAUUGAAUAUUAUCCUUCGGCGGAGAUAGAAUUUAUGAAUCUGGGCAAUAUACAUGUAAUACGUAAAUCUUUUCACGCUUUACGUCAGCUCUGUGCAUCACCACCCGAUGUUCCCAAUUGGUUAGGUCUCUUGGAGAAAACGAUGUGGUUUCAACAUUUAUCUGGAUUAUUGGCAGCCUCAAUGACCGUAUGUCAUGCGAUAGAAAAUAAAGGACGCCCUGUUUUGGUGCACUGCUCUGAUGGUUGGGAUCGUACACCACAAAUUGUGGCUACAGCUCAACUAUGCUUGGAUCCUUUCUAUCGUACCGUUGAUGGCUUUCGAAUUCUAGUGGAACGAGAAUGGUUAAGUUAUGGUCACAAAUUUGCAGACCGUUGUGGUCAUGGCCCAGGUUCAGACGAAGUUAACGAACGUUGCCCAGUAUUUUUACAAUGGCUAGAUUUAAUACACCAAAUACACAAACAGUUUCCCUGCAGCUUUGAAUUUAGCAUGGGAUUUUUGAUAAAACUAGCUCAACAUUCGCAUUCUGGCCUUUUUGGCACGUUUUUGUGCAACACUCUGAAAGAACGCAUCGAAAAUUCUGUAUUUGAGCGUACGUUCUCAGUGUGGCCAUUUUUGUCAGGCCCGCUCUACCGAAAUCCUCUAUAUAUAUCCAAUAAAAAUAAAGUCCUAUGGCCCGCAUAUAAUGUACGCGAUUUAUCACUUUGGACUGAAGUCUAUUUGGGCAGCUUGGGCGGCAAUCAAAAUUCAAUAGAUUUCCCAUCCUACGCCAAUGAUAGCAGCUUACAAGGUUCAAUUAGUUCUAUGUCAAAAACUAGAUCCUAUGGUGAUUUAAUAAGUGCCGGCAUCAUACAAAACGGUAUAUCAAGACGUUCCAGUGACCCCAAUAUGACUGUUGAUCCAAAUCUUACCAUUGGUUCUAAUUCAGAGAAUAAUUCCAUUGCCGAUUUGCAAUCUGACGAACGUGAUAAUGAAUCACCCGAUAUAUUGGCGAAUCUAAUGCAUACGACAAGACAACUUGAAAAUUUAACCAUCGAACUUAAUCUGAACGAUGACGAUUUUCGAUUGCAAAAUAAUAGCAAUUCAGUAGCGUUGAUUAGCACAAACGAAUUGGAAGCAAAUCAUUUAAAUUGUGAAGCGAACGAACAAAAUAACGGCUGUGAAGAAAUCAAAAUAAAUCAAUUGCAUUCAGUGAAUCCAACAGCAUUUCAAAUGGAUGAAAUACAAAUGAAGAACUCACAAUAUGGUUUCAAUGUCAACACCCAAGAAGAAGAAGAAGAAGUAUUGAAUUCCUCCACAAUAUUAAAUUAUUCGAGAAAUAUUGAUGCAAACAUGAAGAAAACUGAAGACUUAUCUUUGGAUUUAUUGAAAAGCGUAAAUUUGGAAGAAUUAACUUGUAACGAUUUGAAAGCAAAUUGUAAUGGAUCAAAAGUUGCCAGUCUAACAGAUGAAUUGCAAACUAUGUGGCACGGUUCUGUGAAUACAAGCACGGACACUUUGGUGCCGUUAGCGGAAUGCAAAAUGCAAACUAGUAGCUUUUCGUUGGAGUCUCACGAUAUAAUUGAUGGCUUUUCACCAGUAAAUACCUCAAAAAAUACUCAAGAGCCUACGCAGACCGACGCAGAUAAACGCAAUGCAAAUCUUAGUUUAAGUGUCACCAGCACAAAUUCUAAUAUAUUGCCAAAAGUUCAUACCGCCAGCUUAUCGAAACCUCAUCGUUUAGCCGCCGCCAUUGAUACAAAUAAUUCUUCUGCCUCCUGUAGUACUACCUGUUCAAUAUCGACAUCAACAGCAUUAACCCUAAAUAGUUCAAUUGAAAGUCAUAAUCAUCAUAAUGAUGACAAUAAAAUUAUUGAUCGAAUUAUUAGCGAUCUUCCUGCUACUACUACUACUACUACUACUUUAUGUAAUGAUAUGGAUGAAAGUAUUUUGAUAUUACCUGAACAUGAAAAACUUGAAAUCUCCGUUAGUGGCAAAUGCGAAACAAUUGUUUCAACGAAUUCAAAUUCAAGUGCGAAUAUGACCGUUAGUUCGGUUUUAACAGCACCAACUACUUCAGCUCUAUCAAUGCCUUAUGUUACUUCGUUAGUCGGUGCUACAACCGCUCAAAGACGGAGACGUACCUCAUCAUCAAAUUCAAAGCGUGACGGAAUAAUUCCCAAACAUGUUAAUAACAGUUACAUUUCCCGUUUUUCAUUACCUGGUGGCGGUGUACGUUCACUACCAAUGACACCUCCCGGACUGACUGAUCGACCAUCUAUAGCAAUUUCCUGCCCAGACGGUUUAGCUCACGCGUUGAGCGAAGAAAAUAUAAGACUACAACAAAUUGUCCAUGAACAUAAGCUACGGGAAGAUGUUUUAUUAAGAGAAAUUCACGAUAUGCGUAUGGCUCUGCUAAAGAAAAUUUGUCCAAAUUGCAAUAACGCAGCAGCAACCACGAACGUAACCGCCACAAAUGACGAACAGUUUCAACAUGAUCGACGCGACUAUAAAAUCCAAUCCAAGUAUGAUCAUCGUGCUAUUGAGUUAUGCAGUCCAACUGGAUCUCAUCUUGCAUAUUUACGCGAAAAGCGAAAAUCGCUUCCAAUUUAUAAUGGCAACCGCUCGUAUACAUGUGACUUUUAUCUGGACUCUGAGGAUAAAAUAUUUAAUUCAAAUAUUAACAUCACCAAUGAUGAGAACGUUUUCAUUUGCAAUUCAAUGUUAGCUGUGUGCUCCGCUCUGGAUAACGUAGAAAAUGCAUCGAUUAGCUCAUGGGAAGCGGUCGAAGAUCGCAGCGGUCCGUCAUCAUGCACUACCAGUUCCUCAAUACAACCAAACGCCGUCAGUGUACUUUGGGUGCCCGAUCAUGCGGUUUCUCGCUGCACAAGUUGUCAAACCGAAUUUUGGCUAGGUCGACGAAAACAUCAUUGCCGUUCCUGUGGCCAAAUUUUUUGUGCUGAUUGUUCCGAAUUUUGGGCUCCUUUACCCGGCGAAAAUCUGUUAAGUCCCGUAAGAUUAUGCGGGCCUUGCUAUCAUUCAGUAACUACACGGAUGCAGCAGAAAAAUGAACAACCGCAACAACAAAAUCGCCAAUUAAUGACUCCCCUAGGUGGUGGUGGUGGCAAUGUGCAACGUCAAUAUAUUACUACAACAACAACAACAACCACAACAACAACAACAGCAGCAGCAGCAGUAAUAGCAGCAACAGCAGCAACAACAACAACGGCGGUAGCAGCAGCAACAAUAACAACAUCAUCAACAAUAUCAUCGUUGACAGCUGUAACUUUGGUCCAAACAUUAAACCAACCCGGCAUUAUUAGUCACACUCAUAAUUCUCUUGGUCUACAGCAACAUCAACAACAAAAUCAAUGCGCUGCCGCUUCUAUGAAAGUCAGUAAUGCAACUUCAACUAGCGCAGCUGCCACAACAGCAACCAACUGAAAAUAUUGUUGUUGUUGCGUGUGUGAUUCGAUGAAAUUUUUCCAUUUUUCUUUUUUCUAAUUUUAUAUUCGAAAAAAACAAAAACAAAACAAAAAAAAAAAAAACCAAACAAAAAGGAAACAAAAACAUGAAUCAUUUCCGAACAAUUGUCUAAUUUUCUCUGAAGAAUUUUAAACGAAGCAAAAACGAUUACUUGCUUUCAAUUCAAAUUCCAAUGUUGUUAUUGUUAAAUGUCUAUUGAGUGUGUAUUCUUUACAUGUAUGUAUGAGCUGAUCUAAUUUUCCAUGUGUAAACGUAACUCUUUUUUUUUUUUAAUUUUUUUUUAAUUUUGCUUAAAAUUAAUUUUCUUCCGCUUUUACUUUUUUAUCUUCAAUUUUAUUUUAUUUUAUUUUACUUUAUUUUAUUUUUUUUUAUUAUUAUUUCUCAUAACUCGUUCAAUUUGUACUCAUAGUUCUAUUUAUAUCCACUACAGAGGUUAUAUUAAGUUUGCAAAUAAACAGAAAGAACUAA